Messenger RNA from Perca fluviatilis (European perch), 2021 nucleotides. It is a transcript of the gene efna1b, whose product is annotated as ephrin-A1b. Gene Ontology annotation, cellular component: plasma membrane. The transcript has 4 exons. Gene Ontology annotation, biological process: axon guidance; ephrin receptor signaling pathway. Gene Ontology annotation, molecular function: ephrin receptor binding. NCBI's taxonomy places the organism in Eukaryota, Metazoa, Chordata, Actinopteri, Perciformes, Percidae. The coding region runs from base 178 to 882 and encodes 234 amino acids. The record is from RefSeq and is a predicted model, not a curated record.
ACAGUGUUUGGUGUCCUGCAUCACUUUGAACUGCCUUGAUUACUACUCUAGGAGCGUAAAAUCCACGGUUGUUUUCCGUGCACGCAUUUACGUAUUUAAUUAUUUAAUAACAGAAUAAUUUCUAUUCAUCGCUUGAACUAGUUUUACUUGGUGAGGUUCCUGUGGAGAAGAGAAGAAAUGGAUUUGGUGUGUCUGGUGUGUUUGGCGCUGAGCAUCGGUGCUUGGUUCGCCUCUGCGGAGAGACACAGCGUCUACUGGAACAGCACGAACCCGAACUUCCUGUGGGACGAGUACACAGUGGAAGUGAAUAUCAACGACUAUCUGGACAUCAUCUGCCCCCACUACACCCACGGUGAGGUGUCAUCGCAUGCAGCUGAGCGCUAUGUGCUGUACAUGGUGGAGAGGGAGGACUACGAGGUGUGCAAGCCUCACUCUUUUGACCAGCUCCGUUGGGAGUGUUCGCGGCCGUUCGCUCCCCACGCUCCCGAGAAAUUCUCUGAGAAAUUCCAGCGUUUUACUCCCUUCACCCUGGGCAAGGAGUUCAGACAGGGAGAGAGCUAUUAUUAUAUCUCCAAGCCAAUGCAUCACCAUGGCCAGGAGUGUCUAAAGCUAAGAGUGGAUGUUGCCGGGCAGAAAGGCUCCGGAAAGACCAAUCUAGAGAAAUCAAAGGCGGAAGAUACAGGCAAAAGUUUUGAUGGAGGAAAAGCAAAGUUUCCCACUGAUGGAGGAGUUCACAACCCCUCAAACCGUCUCCCAGCAGAUGACCCUGCUGUGAUGGAGCCAAACGUCCAGAGGAGCAUCGGCAGUUCAGGAGCACAGCUUUUCUCCUUUCCUCUCUUCUUAACCAUGAUCCCAGUCCUAUUAGCCCUGAUGCUACACUAAGGCUGAGCAAGACGCCACAACAUAGACAAUGCUAAACCAAUGCCGGUCAUUGGGACCAUGAAUGUUUUUUUUUUUAUACAGACUUUUUUUUUAUACGAGCAUGGUGUCAGUGUGUGUUUGCGUGUGUUUGCGUGAAUGUGGAACGUGGAUCGUUCCAAAGAAGAAGACAUUUUUGACUGUUUAAGAUGCACUCUGUUUUUUUUUUUUGUCAUGAACAAAACUGCAAGCAAACUGAUCAAAAUCAAAUAGAAAAUGACAAGAGGAUUACAUUGUCUUCGUUAUCCUGUGUUCUCACCACUGGUACAGAUUUGCAUUACGCUCCUCAUCUCCAGCUGUUAAUGUCAUUUUUCCUCCUCUACAUGUAGAGAAAUUAUUAAUUCUGUGUGUUGGAAAUGUUGUCGUCUACUGCCAAAGUGGUAUACAUUAUGUAGGAUUUUUGUCAUGUUGUUGUGUAGCACUCAGCUCCCUGUUGUAUCUCCUCAAGUCUGUCAACCACUGACAUUCAUACAAAAGCAGUCACUGGGGUUUAAAAAAAGAAAACAAAUAGUCAGACCACUGGUUCUCAACCUUAUUUUAUUUCUUUUUUGUUUAUGAGCCUUUAAAGUGAUGCUGCUGCGCAGAUUAAACAGUGAAGUUAUAUUUGGUGUUUUUUUUAGUUUUUUUUUUUUACAUUUGAUGACGUUUUUCAUUCAGAAAAUUAGAAGAAAUUCACCACAAUUUAUUUGGAUCCUAGAAAUAUGUAUUUAUAUUUUAGGUCACAAGUCCUCACUAGUCGAUUACAUGUUCUGAGGGGUUGUGACUUGAGGUUGAGAGCCACUUAUCAAGAGACACAUACUAUGAGAUACAUUUUAAAAUGCACAGGGGGUUCAGGGAGCUGAGCUUCUUCAGUACUUAUUCACUCAUUCUACUGUACAUGGUACACUGGCUGAUGUGCAGAUGUGAUUCCACUUGCACAUUGUCAAACCUCAAACUGAAGGGACUUCCCAGAAUACAUUUACAUUUGUUUGUUUUAUUGCUAAACAUGCCAGUGUCAUUUUGUAUAUGUUUAUAUGUAAAUGUGUAUAUAAAGAUAACUAUAAGAAACUGUUUUAAGAUGUGAAAAAAAUCUUUAGUGAAAUAAACAAAAAAAAGUGCCGUAA